This is a messenger RNA of Lodderomyces oxycetoniae, 408 nucleotides long. RefSeq lists its product as uncharacterized. The transcript has a single exon. Bases 1 to 408 code for a protein of 135 amino acids. Lineage: Eukaryota; Fungi; Ascomycota; Pichiomycetes; Serinales; Debaryomycetaceae. The record is from RefSeq and is a predicted model, not a curated record.
AUGAACAAUCUUGCUGCAAGGUCUACAGAAACCCAAAGAAGUAUCGUUCGAAGAUACGGGAUAUUCGCCGCGAUUGCCGUGUCGUUAUUCCUUAUUGGUAAAAAACAUAUAGCCUAUGAAAAAGAACAGCGUCAUAAAUUGGAAAAUGAUGCCGAUUUAAACAAUUCCGAUAAUGAGUUUGCUAUAAGUGUGAAAAGACCUGGUUUUCCUGAAAAUAAUCCAAAUUUAAACUACGACGAUAUUAAUAGGCAGAGUAGAUAUAUUGGUACCGGAAACGCUUAUAGUUCGAGAAGACCAGGAGAUCGGUUGAGUCUAUAUAGUGUUCUUAAAAUGAAAUGGUUUCCGGAAGAUAAGGAGAAGGAGGCUCAAUAUUACACACCCUCACAAGAGGAUAAAGUUGUAAAGUAA